Styela clava is the source of this 1539-nucleotide messenger RNA. The record is from RefSeq and is a predicted model, not a curated record. NCBI's taxonomy places the organism in Eukaryota, Metazoa, Chordata, Ascidiacea, Stolidobranchia, Styelidae.
AUGGAUACCACAGUAUUGGAAAUAGCAGUGAUCUUCAUUGUUGUACUAAUCUUCCCGUGCGAAGGUUUGAAUUGUUAUACUUGCUCGGACCCUGAAUAUGACGGAGAAGCAGCUGAAACAUGUUUCAAGACAGUUAUUGGAACAACAACAUCUUCUACCUGUACUGCAGAUUCUGGAUCUACUAUUUAUUAUUGUGGAACAAAAUUUGUAGUGACAGAUGGAGUAACAACUAGUGUUGAACGUUAUUGUAUGGCUAGUACGUCAGAUGAAGAUGUUCAUACAGACGCAGUUCCAUCUUCUAACAAAUGUACAACCGUUUUGGAUGGAAGUGGCAACCCAACAUCUACAACUGCAUGUUAUUACCAUUGUACAACUGACAAAUGCAAUAAUAUAACGACUAGCUCUCUUAAGCAAUGUUCAUCAGACUGUAAUUUAGGAACCUCACAGGGAAGUUGUAACUAUAUUACCGGAACAUGUGUUUGUAGUUAUCCAUAUGCUGGAUUCGAUUGCUCGAAUGCAUCCGCACGAGUAUAUACGAAUGUAAGAAGAAGCUGCGUUCAAUGUAACUCAGAAACGGAAAGUCGAUGUGUUUCGUCUUUAACAAGCACAACUUGUCCUGGAUAUGAAUACUAUUGCUCGACAACAAAUUCAACUAUUUACGAUUCAGCAUUUGCAAUUGUCAAAUCUACAAUAACGAGGGGCUGCACGUCCGCUUUUAAGGCUAUUGACGAGUGCAUUUUUAACGAAGUGCACACUGAUUCUCCGAUAAGUGACGCUUCUGUCGGGUAUAUUGAGUUCAAUUGCUAUUCUACUUGUGAUACGGACGGUUGCAAUACUGGCACAGCUGACGGAAUAAUAAACGGAAACGAGGCGGUGACACUCCAAUGUGUUGUUUGUACUGAUUCUGUUGGAGCUGGUACGUGCAACACGGCAACUGUGAGGCAAGCUUGUCCAUCUGGUUCGACUUACUGUAAAUCUACGGUUACUUAUCUGAUUUCUGAAAAAAAUGACCUACGUCAUAGAGCGUCUCCUACAUACCAUGCAGUUAGCGUGGUUCGUGAAUGUGCCAACUCUUCGAUACCUACUCAAUGCACGGAAUCAAACGUGGAACCAAUGAGUUUUAAGAAAAUUACGUGUAGUGAAACUUGCCAAGAAGAUGGUUGUAACAUUGGAUGGCCUGGGAGACCAAAAUGCCUAACUUGCAGCAGUUCUCAGAAAUAUAAUAACAAAUACGACGACGAUGGUUAUGAUCAAUGCCGCGAAAAUCCACCCAUUGCAGCACCCUGUAGUUUUCCGUAUGAAACCCACUGCAUUAUACAAGAACAUGGAAUACAGAAAGGUAAUAUACCUGGAAUUCCUAGGAGAAUAACUAGAGGUUGUUCCUAUUAUGACAUCGGAAAUGAAUGUUCUUCAACAAUGAUUCGGAAUAUUACAAUCCAGAAUUGUAAUUAUACCUGCACUACUGAUGGAUGUAACAUAGGAGGCGCAUCGACAGAAUCUUUGCAAGCUGUUGUAGCAGCAGUUGUAUUCAAUCCAUGA